Astyanax mexicanus (Mexican tetra) is the source of this 5004-nucleotide messenger RNA. RefSeq names its product follistatin-like 5 (gene fstl5). Gene Ontology annotation, molecular function: protein binding; calcium ion binding. Bases 345 to 2936 code for a protein of 863 amino acids. The record is from RefSeq and is a predicted model, not a curated record. The transcript is spliced from 17 exons. NCBI's taxonomy places the organism in Eukaryota, Metazoa, Chordata, Actinopteri, Characiformes, Acestrorhamphidae. Gene Ontology annotation, biological process: regulation of BMP signaling pathway; cell differentiation; multicellular organism development.
AGGCGCGAGCUGCUGCUUCAGUGUAGCGCUGAGAUCUGAGCGGAGCUGUCCGCGAGCGCGGUGCUGAAACCUGCACCUGCCGUCCAGCUCAGGAACCGGACCUACAUACAUACCUAUAUACCUACAUACCUACCGACCUGCCGCCCCGCUUCAGGAGGAAUACACCGACCCGCGCGCGACCUCAACUUCGCCUGAGGGAUUUGUGCGUCACGAGGACGAGUUGGGACUAAAAGAAGCGGAGCAGGUUCAGCGCGCGCCGCUCAGCCGCUCGCACUGCCGGUCUGAAGUGACAGUGUUGUUACUGGGCUUUUAUUGGAGUAACUCUGUUGGGAUUAUCAGUCUGAAUGACCUGCAGCCGGAAUCACAGGAGAGAGCCAAUGAGGGUCUCGGGAUGGUGGUGGGUGGCCGCCCUGGUCUUUGGCGGCGUCCUGGGGGCGGAGUCUCGGCCCAACGCGGACGGAAUGGCUCCUCCGGCCUAUCGACCGCUCGUUAGAUUCCGUCACAAGCAGGACGGGAUCCCGGAGAGUUUGCGGAUUAAGGGCUUUUUCAACCACAAUGGCUACCCAAACCCCUGUGAGCACAAGUACUGUGGUUUGGGAAAGCACUGUGUGGUGGACCACGAGACCGGCCAGGGACAGUGCCAGUGUCUGGAGCACUGCAAACCGCACUACAAGCCCGUAUGUGGGUCGGACGGCAAACUCUACCAGAACCACUGUGAGCUGCACAGGGCCUCCUGCCUGGCUCACCAGAGGAUCACCAUUGUGCACAGUGAAGAGUGCUUCUACAAAGAUGAUAACUGCCGGCUGGGUGAUUACAAGAAGCUGAAGAGCAAGGUCUUGGAGCUUCAUGGUCAGAGGUAUCUGGCACCAGGUGGUCUGGACAGCUAUGAAAAGGACAUGACCUCCAGGAAGCACCUGGCGGACCUGAUGUUCAAGCGCUUUGAUGCGGACGGGAGUGGACGGGUUGACAGCAGUGAGCUUUCACAGGUCAUUAAGCAAGAGGGUUUGAGCAAGACAGCUUCAGAGUGCACUCUGUUCGACCUGCUGAAAUACAACGACGCCAACGACGACGAGCACCUGACGAAGGACGAGUUCUACACUGCUUUCGAGGUGUAUCAGCUGAGUCUGGAUGAGGAGCAGAAAGUGAGCAUCACCACGGUAACAGUGGGCCAGAGCGUGGUGUUGACAUGCGGCAUCACAGGAGAGCAGCGGCCGCCAAUCAUCUGGAGACGCAACAACCACGCCCUCAACACCCUACAACUGGAGGACAUCAACAUCCCGUCACAGGAUUUCGGAGAUGACGGAAGUCUGUACAUCACCAAGGUGACCACCACGCACAUGGGCAACUACACCUGCCAUGCUGACGGCUACGAGCAGCUUUUCCAGACGCACACCCUGCAGGUUAAUGUUCCACCUGUAAUCCGGGUGUAUCCCGAGAGCCAGGCGAGGGAACCUGGGGUCACCGCCAGCUUGAGAUGUCACGCUGAGGGCAUCCCUGACCCACAACUGUCCUGGUUGAAGAAUGGCAUGGAUAUCGCCACCAAGCUCUCCAAGCAGCUCACACUGCAAGCGAACGGAAGCGAGGUGCACAUCAGCAACGUUCACUUCGAGGACACCGGCGCCUACACCUGCAUCGCCCGUAACGAGGCCGGCGUGGAUGAGGACAUCUCCUCGCUUUUUGUGGAAGAUUCUGCCCGGAAGACACUGGCGAACAUCCUCUGGAGAGAAGAAGGUCUGGGGAUCGGUAAUAUGUUCUACGUUUUUUACGAGGACGGCAUCAAAGUCAUCCAGCCGGUGGCCUGCGAGAUCCAGCGGCACAUCAAACCCAGCGAGAAGCUCCUGGGCCUGCAGGAGGAGGUGUGCCCGAAAGUGGAGGGGGAGGACAUACAGAAGUGCGUGUGGACGUCGGCGGUGAACGUGAAGGAUAGGUUCAUCUACGCCACCCAGCCGCUGCUGAACAGAGUGCUGAUUGUAGACAUCCAGUCUCAGAAAGCUGUUCAAACCGUGAAUACUGACCGGGUUCCAGUGAAGCUCCAUUACGAUAAGUCACAUGACCAGGUGUGGAUUCUGAGCUGGGGGGAUCUGGAAAAGAACUUCCCGACUCUUCAGGUCAUCAACCAGGCCAGUGGCAGCGCAUCCCACCACACCAUCCACACUCAGCCGGUGGGCCGUCGCUUCGACAGGGUAGACGACUUCUUCAUCCCCCCCUCCAGCCUCAUCAUCAAUCACAUCAGGUUCGGAAUCAUCCUCCAUAAGAAUGAGCCAGCCCUGCAUAAGAUAGACCUGGAGACCACCUCCUACGUGAAGAACAUCAGUCUGCGGGAGUACGACUGCAUCCCUCAGUCGCUGGCCUACACUCACCUGGGGGGCUACUACUUCGUCAACUGCAGGCCGGACUCGACGGGAGCGGUGCGUCCCCAGGUGAUCGUGGACAGCGUGACGGACGGCGUGAUCGGCACUAACGGGGACGUGAGCGGCACUCCCUACGUCUCGCCCGACGGACAUUACCUGGUCAGCGUGGACGACCGGGACGGGCUGAUGCGCCUGCAGUCCAUUUCCGUCCGGGGGCAAAUCGGGCAACCCUUCAACAUCCACACCAACCUGCAUCUCUCCGACCUGGCCUUCAUGCCCUCCUUCACCGAGGUCAACCAGUACAAUGUGUUCGGCAGCUCGGGCCAGCAGACGGACGCUCUGUACGUGGAGCUCAGCACCGGCACCGUCAAAAUGAUCAAGAGCCUCAAACAGCCCACGUCGGCCACCCAGUGGCGCUGGAACCGGCAGAACCGCGUCAUGACCGGCAGCGGCCUGUUCGGACAGUACCUCAUGACUCCUUCCCAGAGUUCUCUGUUCAUCCUGGACGGACGCCUGGACAAGCUCAACUGUGAAAUCACUGACGUACCCAUGGGGAAUACUGUAGUGUGGGUGGGCGAGGCCUAGGGGCACCAGGAACAAAACAGAAAAAGGCUUUGCGGAAGAAAAAGCAAAACAAGUACAAUUGCACUGAAUUUGGUCUGUGUUUAAUUUAUUGAGAGGAAAUCUCAAGUGAUCCUACGAGAAAAAUACCAAAUUGACUGUUCGAAAAACACACUGUAUCAGUUCCAGAGAACUUUAAUCAGAAGUAGAGCGGCGGGGUAGAUAGCGGAGGGAUAUGCUUCUUUUUGUAUGCACUGGGUAGGUUUCCAGGUGAUAUAGCUACUAACUAUUAGUCACUCCACUGUUAGGUCAACUUAUCCCUAUAGCAUCCUAUAGGGGGAUUUCUUAGUAUGAUGUCAUUCCCUUAUGACACCGGUUACGAAAGGUUAGAAACAAAUGUACAAAAUGUAAUAAAAUUGAACUGUAGCCUGAUUAAAUGAAAUAAUUUAAGACAUUGGUAGGGACAGCAAAUUUAACUUGAAUCAAGGGACGGGACAAAAUAAAACUUAAAUAUGAAAGAACAAAAAUAUAUAUGGCUGUAUGGCUACUCGAAUCAUCUCCGUACAUUGAAUUCUCUAUUUCUCUCCCCCUUUCAGUCAUCUAUUCGACAUUCACAUAGACAUUCGGGCCCACAGUUAAUUCCUGUGCCUUGAAGGAACACUCACUUUCUCAAAAAUAGGAGAAAAAGGGGGAAAAUAUACGAACAAAAAAUAGUCCUUCUCUUUGCGACUGUGGAUAAAACUGUGGAUAAAACGCUCUUUCAUGACCUCCGUGAAGGAGAGCAUGGAGAAACCAUGGAGAACCACUUCUUCACCUGUUAAAUUCCACCACUGUUUAUACAUUUCAAGUCCAUUUUAGAUGAAUUCAAGUGGCCCCUCAUUGUUAAAAUUGAUUAAACCACAAGAAGGCGACUUUAAAUCGCUCUUUAAAUUGUUACAAAUUCAAAACGCGUAGGGUUUUCCUUCCGAACAACCAAUGAUACGGUCAAUUUCAGGUUCAGGAUGACUCAGAAAAGUAAGAUAUAAGAUACACGAUAUAAAAUACAAGAAGUAGGCGUGCAGGCAGUAGAUCGUUGGUCAGAUGUUCGAAAGUACAGGCUCUUCAUAGAAGAGACGAGACAAAAGAGAUUAGGCGUACUCCACAGUAGAACGUAAAGGCUUUAGGUGAGUUCAGGGUCGGGAGAAAACAUGACAUUGCUAUUGUGCUUGCUGGGGACUCGAGGGCUGGCUUUCAGUAAAUCAUACAGUGUGUAUCGGUGUGUGGUGUGGUGUUAGACCAAGCUUUGUACAUGGCGAGGCUUAUAUAACCGGAGAUCUUUAAUUUGACAGGUCCAGAGUCACAAUGCUACAUGAGGUCCCCAACUCAGCAUGAGCAACAGAGGAACCUUCUUAGUGUAAAUGGAAGCACAAUCACUCGUGCACGUUGCGUUGAACCUUUGAAUCCUCGAUGGCCAGAUUCUAUGCAUUUUCACCGAUGCUCAAACCUACUGCUCGGGUUUGAGCUGUUUUGUCACAUGGUUUUGGUUUUUGCCUUUGGUUUUGGCUUUGGGCUUGGUUUGGUUCUGGUUUUGAGUCUGCUUCAGCAAUUAGAACAUUUUCCAGCGCGAUUCUCCAUUGAAACAAUUUUGUAUUAAAUUUGUGUGUUUUAAAGGACACCAUUUAAAGAGAACCAUUUUAGAUUUUUUAAAUUGUAUUUUUUUUUAUCCCAUCUUUCAUUGUACACCCAGAGAACCCACUCACUCACUCACUCGCUUCAUUCCAUUGUUGUUCUGCUGUUCUGUACAUAGCAGAAGGGUGUAAGCUCACAGUAGAUUUCCCUCCAAUUUCUUCAAAAGUCGUCAAAAAUCUUCAAAAGCUUUGACUGUAGUUGAGUUACCCGCUUCUCUUUCUCUCUCUCUUUCUUUUAUUUUUUUUCUAAAGCAAGAACCAGCUGCACUGUUCCAGACAUUUUGAUGUCACAUCAUCCAGAUCAUCCCUGAGAUUUCAUCAGACCCAUGUAGCCAUGUAUGUUGACUCGUGUGCUUGUUAUUUAUGUAGAGAAAUCAUGCUUGACAUUUUACCAGUUAAAUAAAGCUUAUACCUUUGAAAAAUCA